AGGUUAAAAACACAACAACAAAAACACAGGGACCUUUUAAGAGAGACUGACAUUUCUCUGCUCUGUCUCCACCCUCUCUCCAGUGCCAUCUCCAGACAGGAAGGGGUCACCGCUACAUCGUCAGCACAGGGAAAGAGCGGGACUCAUAAAAUUUGCCUGGUGUGCUCUGAUGAGGCGUCAGGCUGCCACUACGGCGUUCUCACCUGUGGCAGCUGCAAGGUGUUUUUUAAGAGAGCAGUGGAAGGGCAGCAUAAUUACCUGUGUGCUGGGAGGAAUGACUGCAUAAUUGACAAGAUCAGGAGGAAGAACUGCCCAGCCUGCCGUUUCCGCAAGUGUCUAAUGGCAGGCAUGAACCUGGAAGCGCGCAAAACCAAGAAGUUGAACCGCCUAAAGGGCGUCCUGCCGAGCAACCCACCCGAACCGACUCCUUCCCCGCCAGUUGAGGCUCGGUCCCUUGUACCCAAGUGCAUGCCUCAGCUUGUCCCCACGAUGCUGUCCCUGCUGAAGGCCAUCGAGCCAGACACCAUCUAUGCCGGCUACGACAGCACCCUGCCCGACACCUCCACCCGCCUCAUGACCACCCUCAACAGGCUGGGCGGCCGGCAGGUCAUCUCUGCUGUCAAGUGGGCAAAGGCUCUGCCAGGUUUCAGGAACUUGCACCUGGACGACCAGAUGACUCUGCUGCAGUGCUCCUGGCUCUUCCUCAUGUCUUUUGGUCUGGGCUGGAGGUCUUACCAGCAGUGCAACGGCAACAUGCUCUGCUUUGCACCAGACCUCGUCAUCAACGAGGAGCGGAUGAAGCUGCCCUACAUGGCCGACCAGUGUGAGCAGAUGCUGAAGAUUUCCAGCGAGUUUGUCCGGCUGCAGGUUUCCCACGACGAGUAUUUGUGCAUGAAGGUCCUGCUGCUGCUCAGCACAGUGCCAAAGGAUGGCCUGAAGAGCCAGGCGGUGUUCGACGAUAUCCGGAUGUCGUACAUUAAGGAGCUGGGGAAAGCCAUCGUGAAGCGCGAGGAGAACUCCAGCCAGAACUGGCAGCGUUUCUAUCAGCUCACCAAGUUGCUCGACUCCAUGCAUGAGGUACAGAGGCAAAAUGCAUGUUAUCAGGUUAUUGACUUCCUGCAGUCUGCAGCUUUCUUAAUCCUUAAACAGUGAUUCACUGCCUGUGAC
This is a messenger RNA of Micropterus salmoides (largemouth bass), 1167 nucleotides long. RefSeq names its product glucocorticoid receptor-like. Gene Ontology annotation, molecular function: DNA-binding transcription factor activity; zinc ion binding; sequence-specific DNA binding. Gene Ontology annotation, biological process: regulation of DNA-templated transcription. The record is from RefSeq and is a predicted model, not a curated record. Lineage: Eukaryota; Metazoa; Chordata; Actinopteri; Centrarchiformes; Centrarchidae. The transcript has 6 exons. The annotation marks the transcript as partial.